UGUGGCUUGUCAGCAAUUGCUUGAGACAAGCUUCCAUGUGUGAAAGCUACUUGGCAUGAAUGCCUGGGCCGUACCAAGUGUCACCGCAGCAAGAGGGGGAGUCAGAAGAAAAACAGAUCAGACCAGAGCAGACAAUAGGCCCCUAAAGUGUUCCCCCUAAGUUGCUUUGAUGUUGUCCUGGUGUCUUGAUACCAGGAGGCCAGGGAUUGCAGGAAAAGGGCCUUUUUUUGGUCUUCAUUCACUUUCCCCCCUCAGUUUCUGAAAUGAUUCUCCAGAAUUUCUCCUCAUAAAAAAGGGGAGGGUCAUCUUUGAGCCAGGGGUUCCUGGACUUCUCCAGCUUCUCACCUCCAGGAUGACCACUGUAGUACCGUGACCCUGGGGAUUUUGUGUGCCCUGGAGAUGCGAAAUUUUCCUUUGGCAGCAGGAGGCACACACCCAGAGAAUGCUGGAGCUGCAAGGGGAAAGGACCCAUUUCCACAGCAGAGGAAAACAAAGAGGAAAAAGGCAUACAGGUGGCCAGCGCUAAGGAACACACCCAGCAAGCAGUGGGCCACUGCCACUGCCCUCAGUAUCUGUUUCUGCUGUAGCCCGAGACGAACUCGGGGAGCCCGUCCCUGA
Messenger RNA from Pteronotus mesoamericanus, 618 nucleotides. RefSeq lists its product as uncharacterized. The record is from RefSeq and is a predicted model, not a curated record. Lineage: Eukaryota; Metazoa; Chordata; Mammalia; Chiroptera; Mormoopidae. The transcript is spliced from 3 exons. The coding region runs from base 400 to 618 and encodes 72 amino acids.